This is a messenger RNA of Scophthalmus maximus (turbot), 6207 nucleotides long. It is a transcript of the gene col4a2, whose product is annotated as collagen, type IV, alpha 2. Gene Ontology annotation, molecular function: extracellular matrix structural constituent. The transcript is spliced from 48 exons. The coding region runs from base 258 to 5291 and encodes 1677 amino acids. Lineage: Eukaryota; Metazoa; Chordata; Actinopteri; Pleuronectiformes; Scophthalmidae. The record is from RefSeq and is a predicted model, not a curated record. Gene Ontology annotation, cellular component: basement membrane; collagen trimer.
GGAGAGGGACUACUCUGCGACACUUUGCUGCUUUUUGUGACAGUAUUUGAGGUUUGGCGCGGUCGAACCGGUCGCCCGGAACCGUGGUGUCCCGUCCGGCGCGCGAGGGGCUUUUCCUUCAUCUCGUCGUCGGCACGCGAAGCUCAGGGCGACUGUGGGGGCAGGAUCAUGCUGUAGAAGCCCUCUGCAAGUGGGAGAGAGAGAGAGAGAGAGAGAGAAAAAAUCAACGCGGCGUGCGACUGGAGUCGGCGGCGCGCAUGAGAGCGACCAUGGCCGGGCAUCACAGCAGGGGGCCGAGGGAUCUGAGGCUGCUGCUUCUGUGCCUCUCCGUCGCCAUCCUCGCGUCGGGAGUGCGCGCGGGUGGGAAGAAGCACAGUGGCCCUUGUGGAGGAAGAGACUGCAGCGGUGGCUGUAAAUGUUUCCCAGAGAAAGGAACCAGGGGUCAACCUGGGCCUCUUGGUACUCAGGGUCCACAGGGGCCUCACGGGAGACCAGGUGAUCCAGGCAUCCAAGGACCAAAGGGGCACAGAGGGGACAGCGGUCAUGGUGGCAUCAUAGGUCCUAAAGGAAAUGUGGGACAAACCGGCGUUCCUGGGUUUUCUGGAAAUGAUGGCAUACCUGGUCACCCAGGACAAGCUGGGCCCAGGGGGAAGCCAGGUGCAGACGGCUGUAACGGGACAAAGGGAGAUUCAGGUUUAAUGGGACAACCUGGUUAUAAUGGCGCACCUGGUUUUCCUGGACAAUCAGGCAGGAAGGGAGAGAAGGGAGACACUCUGGACAUGAGUGUGUACAUCGAGCGUUUCCGGGGAGAUCAAGGAACACCGGGGAUCCAUGGAAUAUUUGGGCCUACAGGAAACCCAGGAUGGCAAGGUAACCGAGGCUUCCCAGGACCAAAGGGUCCUCCGGGGCCUCCAGGUCCGCGUGGACAAAAGGGCACUAUGACCAAAGUGAUUAAAGGCACCAAAGGAGGGCACGGGGACACCGGACCACCAGGGCUUCCAGGAAACUCUACUCAUCAACAUACUCUGCCCCCCUACGGACCCCAGGGAAAACCUGGAGAAAAGGGGCUGAAAGGAGAAAGAGGAGAUCAGGCAGACAACAAAGGAGAAACUGGCGUAAUGGGGUUCCCUGGAUCGCGGGGCGAACCUGGUGCAGAUGGGAAUCCUGGACCAAGGGGGGAUCUUGGUGAAGCGGGACAAAAUGGCAGAGAUGGACCUAAGGGAGUCAGAGGAGACCCAGGAGAGCUGAUUUCCUCCGGAUCCUUUUGGCCUUGGUCUCCAGCAGGUGGUCCUCCUGGUCCUCCUGGUGAGCAGGGUCCACAGGGUGAGAGGGGCCCAGUAGGAGAUCAAGGCUUCCCUGGACUCCCAGGACGUUCUGCUUCGGACACUCAACAACAAGUGUUUGACUUCUCCGGGCCAUUCGGUGUAAAGGGGGAGCAAGGAGAGAAGGGCCAACAAGGGGAAGCAGGGAGACCUGCUGUCAGCGUAGGACCCCCAGGUGUUGACGGGCGCCCAGGGCCCAGGGGCCCUCCGGGACCUGCAGGAAAAUGGUCUGAGUUUUUCAAAGGGGCUCCAGGCGGGAGAGGGAGGCCUGGCAACGCAGGCUUUAAAGGACUGAAAGGUGAUCAUGGACAAUGUGACUGCGCCAUUGUAAACUCUCCACCGGGACUCCCUGGUCCUGCUGGGGAGCGCGGCGAUGCUGGGAUGACUGGAGAGUUUGGUCAGGAGGGCGAGCCAGGAGACGAAGGUCCCCGAGGCGAUGACGGGUUCCCUGGCUCUCCUGGGCCCAGUGGGGAACCGGGUCCAAAAGGCCGUAAAGGGGACGCAAGUGUGGCCACACAGAAAGGAUAUCCUGGAGAUCCAGGGACACCUGGACAAAACGGUGAGUCUGGAGCACCAGGUGCUACUGGCAGAGACGGUUUACCUGGUUUCCCUGGGAGCCAAGGUCCUUCGGGAGAGGGUCCCACGGGAGAGCGUGGGGACAAAGGUUUUCCAGGUCUACCUGGUCGACCCGGUGCAGCCGGGCUUAGGGGAGAACCAGGUGCGGUCCUUGGAGCCCUCAAAGGCCAGCGUGGUUUACCUGGAGACGACGGUCUCCCAGGUUAUCAUGGAGUUCCAGGAACACCUGGCAGUCCAGGCGGCUGUAGUACGACAGGAGAUGGAGGACAGGCGGAUGUAACAGGUCCUUGCAAUACAAUUCCAGGACCUCCUGGGCAGCCUGGACUCCCAGGACCCAAUGGAUUACCAGGUUUCGCAGGUCUUACGGGCCAAAAAGGACCACAGGGUCCACUUGGAGUACAAGGAGAGAAAGGAGAAACAGGAGAGCGGGGUAUAGGUGGCCUUCCUGGACCAACAGGAUUUUCCGGCCCCCGGGGAGACCCGGGAGUUCCUGGUAGCAAAGGCUUUGUUGGAGCGCCUGGUUUCCCUGGUGCACCCGGCCGGCACGGGACACAAGGUGAGAAGGGUUUGCACGGAGAGAUCUUUGGAGCAUCAACUGGAUCUCGUGGUGACCCAGGGCUGCCCGGAUUCCAAGGGACUAAAGGCCAGACGGGAGAUCCAGGAGAGCCAGGCUAUCCAGGAAUGGUCGGCAUGCCUGGUAUGAUUGGCUUCAAAGGAGAAAGUGGCCCUAACGGACUGCAGGGGGAGGAAGGGAGUCCUGGGCCAGCCGGCAAGUACGGCUACCCUGGUGACCCUGGGCGAGCAGGUCCACCUGGGUCUCGUGGUGCUGAUGGACAACCAGGUUUCACUGGAGAGAGGGGAACUGAGGGAGACUCAGGACCUCCAGGUCCAAUCGGAUUAAAAGGGGUCCCUGGGGGUUACGGUGAUGACGGUGCCCUUGGAGAAUAUGGCUCACCAGGUAACCCAGGACAGCCAGGUGUCCAGGGACGCCCAGGAGUCCCGGGAAUGAAAGGAUACAAAGGGUCUCCCGGCAUGUCAGGUUUUGAGGGGAACAGGGGUGAUUUAGGGCUGAAGGGCUUCGAGGGGCAGAGAGGAGAACCUGGAGUGCCAGGCUACAUUGGCGCAAAGGGCAUAAUAGGUCAAAGUGGAGAGAAGGGUGAUCGGGGUCUGCGAGGGCCAGCAGGGGAGAAGCCUCAAAUUCCUGCCUACAUGAUUGUUGACAUGAAGGGCACCAAGGGAGACCACGGAAAUCCAGGAAAUCAAGGUUUCACCGGGCCGAGAGGUACUAAAGGUUUGCCCGGGGUGCCUGGCAGUGAGGGAACUCAUGGUUUGCCCGGAGACCCUAGCAAUAAGAAAGGAUUCCACGGAGAUCCAGGUGCACAGGGGCUCUCAGGGAUAAAAGGAAUGCCCGGCCCAACUGGGAACCGGGGAAUUACUGGUUUUCAGGGAAUGCCUGGCAAGCAGGGAAUUAAAGGAAGUCCCGGUGCCUAUGGUGCAUCAGGAGACAAAGGAAGGAAGGGCUUCAAAGGUGAAAAAGGCCCUCGUAUAGACCUUCCAGGACCUACCGGAUUGAGAGGAGAGGAUGGUUUUCAUGGAGUGCUUGGCCAAAAAGGAUUAUUUGGAAGCACUGGUGACAGGGGUACAAUUGGUUUUGAUGGUAUUGAAGGGAAAAAGGGAGAGCCGGGUGAACCAGGAAUAUUAGGAUUCCCAGGCUCAGAUGGGCAGAGGGGAACUCCUGGUAACCAGGGCCAAAAAGGCUUUCCUGGAAUUCCUGGUAAUGAUGGACACCCAGGCGUUCCUGGCUUCCCAGGGAACAAAGGUUUCCCUGGCCUGAAGGGUCUCUAUGGAUUACAUGGACUGAAAGGACAGAAGGGUAUCCAAGGGACACCAGGCCUGGAUACAAUUGGACUAUCUGGGGAGCCAGGGGUCAAAGGAGAGAAGGGAGAAAGCGGUGACCCCAACAACCAGCCAGGUUUUCCAGGCACCGUGGGUUUGAAAGGCUUCCAAGGACCUCCAGGUGACCAGGGUCAACCUGGGCCACCAGGAUUCCGAGGCCCCCUAGGACCAGAUGGGACCCCAGACAGACCAGGACGCAGUGGGGACCCUGGCUUCAUAGGAGCUAAAGGAUUACAAGGUUUCCCAGGACCCAGGGGAUUCCCUGGUGUGGAUGCUCCCCCUGGGGAAAAGGGUGUGUCAGGAUCGAAUGGGUUUCCUGGAGUCGCUGGUAGGAAAGGAUUCCACGGAGAUCCAGGUUCAUUGGGAUUCAGGGGGCCUAAUGGUGUUUCUGGGAAGAAAGGGGUGAAAGGAGAGCAAGGGUUGAUGGGAGUUCCUGGUAUGACUGGCGUGAAGGGAGAAAGAGGACCAGUUGGUCCAAAAGGAGACACUGGACCACCAGGUCUCCAUGGGCACCAAGGCAGCCAAGGUCCUUCUCCACUUCCCAUCAGAAUUCCAGGAGAGAGGGGCAUUCCGGGACCACAGGGUAUCCAAGGACCGAUGGGGGUGAGAGGGGAAGUAGGGCCACAGGGUCCUCCUGGGGAUACAGGUUUCAUGGGACCCAUUGGGCAGAAGGGCAUGCCGGGGAUCAGUGGCACGCCAGGAACAGCUGGAUUCCGUGGAUUGGUUGGACAAAUGGGCCACCCCGGUCUGCAAGGCAUGGAAGGUCACCGUGGCAACCCUGGCAUCUCCGGGUUACCUGGUAUGCCUGGCCGCAGUGUCAGUGUGGGCUACCUGCUUGUGAAACACAGUCAGUCCGACCUGACGCCCAUGUGUCCUGUGGGCAUGUCUAAACUGUGGGACGGCUACAGUCUGCUCUAUUUCGAGGGACAGGAGAAAGCACACAACCAGGAUCUCGGUUUGGCUGGCUCCUGCCUCCCACGGUUCAGCAGCAUGCCCUUCCUGUACUGCAAUCCUGGAGACAUUUGUUACUACGCCAGCAGAAAUGAUAAAUCCUACUGGCUGUCAACAACUGCUCCUCUUCCCAUGAUGCCCGUAGAAGAGGGAGAGAUCAAACCGUACAUCAGCCGCUGCUCAGUGUGCGAAGCUCCAUCAGUUGCCAUCGCAGUCCACAGCCAGGACAUCACCAUCCCACAGUGCCCUGCGGGCUGGCGCAGCCUGUGGAUCGGCUACUCCUUCCUCAUGCAUACAGCGGCAGGAAACGAAGGCGGAGGUCAGUCCCUGUCAUCGCCCGGCUCCUGCCUGGAGGACUUCCGCACGACACCGUUCAUCGAGUGCAACGGGGCCAAGGGGACAUGCCACUACUUCGCUAACAAGCACAGCUUCUGGCUGACGUCCAUCGAUCAGUCGUUCCACGCCGAGCCGCGGUCAGAGACGCUCAAAGCAGGCCAGCUGCUGGCGCGCAUCAGCCGCUGCCAGGUCUGCAUGAAGAACUUGUGAAAAGACUCUACAGUACCACUGACAGAAAAGAAAUCAGUGCAUUGACAGUGCUCUUGUGUUAUCUCUCUAUCCGUGUACUAAACCAAACCAAGGGGGAUCUGAAAUACCGACUUAGAUCAGUGUGAACGGAGCGAAACUUUCUCCCCAGGCCCCAGAGCUCAGAUUAUGACUGCAUGAUUCCUUGAGCUUCGACUGAAAUGUCCCUCUGUAGAUAAAUCAGAUGCCCCAUAAUGAAACAGACGGCAUUAUGGGAAGAGUAUUUUAUGUUAAAUGUGGAUUGGUGCUUACUGUUUAACUUAUUACCUCAGCUACUAUGACACAGAUCUGACAACAUAUACUACAGCGGAACCAAAGACGCCUGUGUGCAUGCAACUGCUUGAGUUUAUUAAGAUGUUCUUCUUGUUUUAGGGUAUAUAGCCACUGACCCUGCUUCUCAGCCUUCUGAAAAAUGUGCCAUUAGAGGUCUUGAACAAUCGUUACCAUACUGCUUUUAAUUCCAUUGCUCUUACAAAACCUAUUUUUUAUAAUACGACAGUCCUUUCAAGCUUUUUACUUGUUUUAUUCAUCUAUAAACUGUCUGAAACUCUUUCAAACACCAUAUCUUCCUACGAUGCACUGAUUCUUUGUAUUUAUACCAGCUGAAUGAACUUGACCCCGUUCCCUAAAAGUUUUAAAUAUACGUCUUAUCUAACAUUACUCAUGCCACACUCAUUUUUCCUUGACAAAUCUACUAAUCAUUGAACUGCCAACAGGACAGAAUGUAAACAGCCUGGAUCAAAGGUCUGACUGUAGCAAAUCCUUGGUCUGCUCACUGAUCCUGGGUUAGAGAAUUUUACCCACUUUAGAAAGUAGGUCAAAUGUUUCACUUCAUCUGGUUUCACUUGUUUGGAAAAUAAACGGUUUGAUUAGAAUGGAA